This is a messenger RNA of Helicoverpa zea (corn earworm), 1590 nucleotides long. RefSeq lists its product as uncharacterized. The record is from RefSeq and is a predicted model, not a curated record. The transcript has a single exon. NCBI's taxonomy places the organism in Eukaryota, Metazoa, Arthropoda, Insecta, Lepidoptera, Noctuidae. The coding region runs from base 194 to 1267 and encodes 357 amino acids.
ACAUUAUCCGAAAUUAGCUGCUGAAGUGAUACCAAAGUGCGCAUAUUACUCUGUUUACCCCAGUGUCGAUACAUGGUGUUAGUGAACCAUAAUACUCCCAUCUAACCAUAGCCGCGCGCAAAGUUGUGAACAGCGCCAUCUUUCGAUACUCAAAAUAAAUCUUAUCGAUUGCUUCCGGCAUUUCGACACAGUCAUGCCUGCAUCUAGGUGUGGUGGUUGCAAGAAAUAUAUGACGUCGAUAGAUGCCGCUACAUGCAUCAAGUGCAAUCGCAUACACCAUCGAGCUUGCGUUAGUCUGCCUGCAACGGGUUGUAUUCCAACGGACUGGUGUUGUCCGGAAUGCCAGAAAAACAAAGUUAGGGACAAUAAGGCGGAGACACCCGUAAGAGGAAUGGCAAAUUCGGUCCUUCCAAAGGAGCAGCUCUCUAAGGAACUGGUGGAUACCAGCCCGUUUAGUUGUACUGCGCUGGACGAGACUUCAACUUUUUCUCCGGACUUGGCUGUAGAACUUCGGAUGUUCAAGGAGGAACUUCGUGCAGAGUUUCGCCUCAUGCACAAAGAAUUCCUUCAAUUGCGGACAGAAGUGGCGCAGCUAAAAGACGCCCUAAAUAAUUCUGGCGAGCGUAUGGACGUGAUUGAGGCGCGAGUUGAAGCUCUCGAGCUGAAGCUUGAGCAGAAAAUCUUGCCGACCAAUAGCGAUUACGUCGAUAACACUAUCGCUGAAUUGAAGUGCCAGCUUAACGAGCGUGAUCAAGAACUGUUGCUCAACGACAUUGAGAUCACAGGAAUCCCGGAGAGUAAAGACGACAGCACGCUCCACCUCGUGAACGUUCUCGCAGUAAAGCUCGGCAUUACACUAGACGAGAGGGACGUCGUCCAUGCCGAACGAGUCGGAGCUACGCACCGCAACCGUGUGGUUGCCUUGGAUGGCAGUAUUGCUGCUGACCCCGCUGCGCAACGGCCGCGGAGUAUAUCGGUGCGCCUGGCGAGGCGCGCGACCCGCGACGCGCUACUGCGCGCGGCCCGAGUGCGUCGUGGCUUGAGUACGGAUGCACUCGAUAUGCCUGGGCCGCCGCACCGUGUCUACGUCAACGAGCGCCUCACGCGCACUAAUCGCCAGUUAUUUUAUCGCGCCCGCCAGGCAGCGAGUCUGCAUGGCUGGAAGUAUGUGUGGACAAGGGAGGGAAAAAUAUUGUGUCGCAAGGACGAUCGUUUGAAGGUAGAACGUAUUAGACUUGAAGAUGAUGUUACCAAAAUUUUUGGCUAAAGAUCGGUUUGAGGCUUAAGUUGUGUUUAAUUGUAGUUGUGCCUAAGAUUUUUCAUUGUACUGUCUUUUUAUUGUUAUUAUAUUUGUUUUCGUGUUUAUUUUCAUUACUCAAUUUUAUAUGUCUUCUAUAUUCACUUUUAAACUUGUUUUUCUUCUUAAUAAGUGUUGAAACCGAAUGGUGCGCAUAUCUUGCACUAUCGAAUGGGAGUCCUCUUGGAUUAAUUGUUGUCAACCCACUCUUAAUUUUUCUGCUCACAGCUACAUUGGUCUACAUUUUUGACCAAGUAAUAUUAUUGGCGCAUUGCUUGCACGUAUCACACACA